Molecule: messenger RNA, 240 nt
Organism: Balaenoptera musculus (blue whale)
Lineage: Eukaryota; Metazoa; Chordata; Mammalia; Artiodactyla; Balaenopteridae
Gene: PRLH
Product: prolactin releasing hormone
Exons: 2
Coding region: 1-240 (79 amino acids)
Biological process (GO): G protein-coupled receptor signaling pathway; response to peptide hormone; feeding behavior
Molecular function (GO): prolactin-releasing peptide receptor binding; neuropeptide hormone activity
Source: RefSeq, a predicted model, not a curated record
AUGAAGGCGCCGGGGGCCUGGUUCCUGUGCCUGCUGCUGCUGGGCCUGGCCCACCAGCGCUCCAUGGAGCUCCGCACCCCCGACAUCAAUCCUGCCUGGUACACGGGCCGCGGAAUCCGGCCUGUGGGCCGCUUUGGCCGGAGGAGAGCAGCCCUGGGGGAUGGACCAAAGCCUGGCCUCCAGCGCCUGCCCGCCUGCUUCCCCCUGGCAGGAGGCGCUGAGCCCUCCCAGGGUGGCUGA